UCAGAAUCACCUCCCCCUCCUUAUUCCCGGCUGUCUCCAAAGGAUGAGCAAAAGCCAUUGAACCUUUCAAAUUCCACAUUGUCCUACACUGAAACGGGGGCUACAAAUUCACCCAACCUCAUCGCCAGAGACUUUUCUGAUGCCAGCAUGUCGCCCGAUGCCACGAAGCACAGCCACUGGUGCAACGUGGCCUACUGGGAGCACCGGACCCGUGUGGGUCGCCUCUACACAGUGUACGAACAAUCCGUCAGUAUAUUUUAUGACCUACCUCAAGGAAACGGCUUCUGCCUCGGACAGCUCAUCCUGGAGAACAGGAACGAGACGGUGCAGAGGACUAGGAACAAGAUCGGCUACGGGAUUUUGCUCAGCAAAGAAGCGGACGGCGUGUGGGCUUACAACCGAAGCGAGCACCCGAUCUUCGUCAAUUCCCCAACGCUGGACAUUCCCAGCUGUAGGACCUUAAUUGUGCACAAAGUGAUGCCUGGGUAUUCGAUCAAGGCCUUUGACUACGAGAAAUCCUGCCUCUUGACGCAUGCCCCUGACUUGGACUACCCAGAUGGACCCUACGACCCGAACAGCGUCCGGAUCAGCUUUGCGAAAGGCUGGGGGCCCUGCUACUCCAGGCAAUUUAUCACCUCUUGUCCCUGCUGGCUAGAAAUUUUGCUCAACACAAACAACAGGUAGCUGUUGCAUGCUGAGGAGCGAAGCCCCGAGGACCCCAAAUAUCAUCUACCUAGAUUUAAUAUAAAGUUUUAUAUAUAUAUAUAUAUAUAUAUAUAUAUAAUAUGAAAAUAUAUAUAUUAUACUUGUAAUUAUGGAGUCAUUUUUAUAAUGUCAUUAUUUAUGUACGGUGCAAUGUGUAUAUGGACAAAAAAUGGAAAAUGCACUUUGGCUAAAAGUCUUUCAGUAGUACAGUUGUUGUUUUUAAAAAAAAAGAUGGAAAAAAAUAUACAGCAAAUAUUGGAGUAUUACCAGGAUUUUGGCUGUAUAGUUGUUGUUUUUUUAAUAGUAAUAUCCAGGCCAAAAACGAG
Messenger RNA from Notechis scutatus (mainland tiger snake), 1031 nucleotides. The record is from RefSeq and is a predicted model, not a curated record. NCBI's taxonomy places the organism in Eukaryota, Metazoa, Chordata, Lepidosauria, Squamata, Elapidae.